Gasterosteus aculeatus aculeatus (three-spined stickleback) is the source of this 6936-nucleotide messenger RNA. It is a transcript of the gene sona, whose product is annotated as SON DNA and RNA binding protein a. Gene Ontology annotation, molecular function: RNA binding. NCBI's taxonomy places the organism in Eukaryota, Metazoa, Chordata, Actinopteri, Perciformes, Gasterosteidae. The record is from RefSeq and is a predicted model, not a curated record. Gene Ontology annotation, biological process: regulation of mRNA splicing, via spliceosome; regulation of cell cycle.
AAAUGUCCUAGCAAACAUGCUAAAGUCGGAAAGCUAGCUGCACGCUGAGGAGCUAGGGCUAGGCGAGGGAGGGGAACCGAGCAGGCUGUGGCUCGCUGCUUAGGCCGCGGCGUGCGGGGCAGCAUGUUUGCCCAUUAUAGCUUGUACAUUGUGCGACGUGUAAAUGUCCCCAACCGUUUGCGUUUCUGGGGAAACUGUUUUCUAAGCCGUGUGUGUAUGAAUUCAACGUAAUUAUCGAAAGCUAGCUGCGGUGGUCUUUGAAUGAAUGUGGACGGUGUUUACGGCUGAGCAGGCCUCACCGUGGUCAGUGUUAUCUAACGUAACGUUAACGCUGUUAAAUAUGUGUUGCUGCUUCGCACGUCGGUUCCUCCUUUUCGUGUAAAGUUAAGAUUGUCCGCGCUGCUUUUUUUAAACCAUUAAAAUCACCCGUUUUUAGCGUAACUGCAACGAGAAAGAAUUUGCGGGGAACAAUUGGGCUAACUUUGUGCUAACGCUAUUUGAAAUCGUAACGUUAGGUAACAUGUCGGCAGUCACAUCGUCCAUGGCUAACGUUAGCUUUAGCGCUUACGUUAGCUAAACGUUUUGUCUACAUAACCUCAUAUCUUUUGUUUUAGCAUCGCUGAUAUCGAAUAAGUCAAAGUGUGUAUGCGUACUCCUAUGCUAUUUGACUUGCUUAACCGCGUGAACGUGGUGCCUCCAUCGCCCUUAUGAGUAACGUUGCGUUCGCUUUAGUUGGCGGUGUUUCUCGUGCUACGUUUUACGGUAGCGACGCUUAAGCUGACUUGUGGAAACUUAACGAUUAUAGGACGACUGCCCUUUCCCGUACUGACUUCCGGACUUCGGAACUGUUUUUUGGUGUCGGGAAGUAUUUACGGACUGAAAGUAAGCCGUACAGCGUCCUUUUGUUGCGUCUGGUUUAUGGUCGUAGAUGGUGAUGCGCUUUACUCCAUCGUGUCUCUACACCUCUGGCCCAGUUUCCAACACUGAUGUUAAAGCAGGUCUUUUGCCUUCAGUUGCUUGCUGACUGUUCCUUUCCUGAAGGUAGUUCAUCUUUUUGGCAGAUCCGUGGAAUUUUUCUAAACGUAACCUUACUGGAAACGGUACAUAUUGGAAAAUCAAAAGCAAAGGUGUUGAAAGAGGAAGCAGCAGAUCUGUGACAUUAAAGGGGACAUUUUACAAAACCAGUGGCACCAGCACAAUGGAAUGUGCAGUGCACAUCCCCUCAGGUGAAGAUGAGGCACCUGAGAAAGCGGACAUGAAAGCAAAGGAAGAGAUUGAGCCACCCCCCAAAAAAAACAAGAAGCACAGAAAGCACAAGAGUAAAAAGAAGAAGAAGAGGAGGAAAGGGGAAAAAGAGAGCAGCUCCGAAUCUGGCGCAGAGUCCGACGUAGAUCAACAACCUGCUUCAAAUCCCGCCAGGACCACCAGAGCCAGUGCCAGACUAGCAGCAGCUGCAGGAUCCGUAGACCAAGCUGGGCUGAAGGAGGAUGGGAAAAGGGAUGUCAUUUCAGAUCGUACCGAUACAGAGGGAGACGCAAAAUCCAAAAAACACAGAAGACACGCUGCCAAGAAGAAGAAAAAGAAGAAGAAGAAAGAUGAAAAGCAGGAAAAGAAAUCCCCAUCUCGCUCCCCAUCUGAAAGCAGCUCUGCUUCAGGCUCAGAAUCUGAAGGUGAAGGGGGGAAAGCGGCCGGUGAUGGAAAAUACUCUUUAGCUGCAGCAUCUGAACUGCAGGAACCGGUGUCAAAACUUGUUUCAAAAAGCAAACGAGGAGAAAAAUCUGAAUUGCUUGGAGUGAAGAAAAAGGAGAUCUCAGAUAUGGAUGCGUCUCCGCCUGGAGAGAAGGGAAGCAAUACCAAUCAAUCUGAAAAAGAUAUGCGAUCGCCCCCUGCAAGCCAGGAUGCAGUAACGGGAAUGGCAACGGUUAAAACCGAGGGCACUCACGAGGGUACAUUCAGCCACGCCCAGGAGCUUCCUGACAUCAUCCCUAAACAAGAAGGUACUACCACAAGAGACGAGCCAGGCCCGAAAGAUCAGUCCAAUUCGGUUCAGAAGUCUCCGCUGACUGAGCGGGAUUCUUCCACAUGCAAGUCUCCUUCCCCUUCCAGGGGCCGUGAAGUUAAGCGGUCUGGUUCAAGUGCCAGUCGUUCGCCCACGCCUGGUGCCACUAGGGAGCUGCCGGGGCAAGCGGCGGCAGCAGCAGCAACGAAAGAACGGCGGUCAAGAACCCGCUCCAGGUCGACCUCUAAAGAAAAACGGUCCCCAACUCCUCUAAAAAGCCGGCAGCUGUCCCCCUCUCGGUCCCCUAAAUCUAAGAGGAAGUCACUCUCCCGCUCCCCAAAGCCUUUCAAGAGAGAUAUCUGCCACUCCCGCUCCACCUCUCGCUCCCUCACACCCAGGAAGAAGGGGUCAAGGUCUCCAAGGAAGUCCAAGUCCCCUAAACGCCGGAGGAGUUCACUGUCCGUGUCUCCCAAGCGACGCAGAAGCUCCCGCUCUCCGAAAAGAAAGUUGUCGCGAUCCCCCAGACGGGGUGGGCGCCGGUCUCCCUCUCUGUCUCGCUCCCCGCGCAGGAGUCGGCGGCACUCCAGGCCCCGCUCGCCCAGGCGAAGUGGGGCUGUCGGCCGGCGCUCCAGGUCGCGCUCUGUUGCUAGGAAGCGGCGCUCCACUUCUAGAUCAAGACGUCCCGUCCGUCGCUCCAGGUCACCGGCCAGACGCACGGGGGGGAGGCGCUCCAGGAGUCGAUCCACGUCUCGACGCAGGAGGUCCCCGCCGCCCAGGUCCCGCCGCUCGCGCUCCCGCUCGACCCGCAGGAGCCGACGUACUCGAUCCCGUUCGGUUGUUGUCCUUAAGCGCAACCGGCACUCCAGAUCCAAGAGUCCCCGCAAGCGGACCAAAUCCAGAACCCCUCCCUCCCGACGGCGCUCCCGCUCCCCCGCCCGGAGGAAUCGCUCCCCUCCGAGGUCUGGCAAGCGCUCCAAGUCUCGCUCGCUGUCGCGAAGGAAUCUGUCAAAGUCCAACUCGCCGCUGCCCGUGAAGAAGAAAUCUGAAUCUCCUCCGAGUGAAAGAAGAUCAAAGUCUAAAUCCGUUUCGGUGGGCUUGAACAGGUCCAGGUCGGAGUCGAGUGAUGCGCGGUCGGACAACUCCUCCCCGGCCCGAUCCACGUCGGCCUUUCCUGUUAAAGAGAUAAAACCUUCCUCCCCCGAGGCAGAGACCGCUGUGGAAAGUGCAGUAGUUGUGGCUCCAGCAGGUGCUUGGAAACCCGUGCCCGCAGCAGUUAUUGCCAUCCCCCAAGCUGAGGAACCCACGGAAACAUUGCCAGAACCACCUCAGGUGCCUUCUCCCACCCACGACGAGGAACCGAAGGAGUGUCUCAGCUCAGCCAAUGAAGUUGCUCCCAGGUCCCGGUCUGCGUCCAGAGAACCAGUCGCUGCGCCGGGUCCCUCGGAAGGAUCGGAUGAAGAAGAGGCUUCUUCCUCUCCAGUUAAGCAGCGUUCCAAGUCCCGCUCGCCCACGGAUCAAAGGAAACCGUCCCGCUCAACGUCUCCAGCUCCACGAUCGACGUCUCCGGCUCCACGAUCGACGUCUCCGGCUCCACGAUCGACGUCUCCGGCUCCACGAUCGACGUCUCCGGCUCCACGAUCGACGUCUCCGGCUCCACGAUCGACGUCUCCGGCUCCACGAUCGACGUCUCCGGCGCCACGAUCGACGUCUCCGGCGCCACGAUCGACGUCUCCGGCGCCACGAUCGACUUCUCCAGCGCCACGAUCAACGGCCAAGUCUUCAUCCCGAAGGAAGCCGUCGAGGUCUAAGUCUCCUGUGAGGAAAAGGGACUCCGUCUCUCCAGCGGAAAGGAAGAAACGCCGAUCUAAAUCUCGAAGUCCCGCCCGCCGGAGGAGGACGCGCUCUCCCGCGAGGCGUAAGAGGUCUCACUCCAAGUCGAGGACCAGAAUCCGCCGAUCCAAGUCCCGCUCUCCGGCCCGAAAGAGACGAUCCCGCUCCCCCAAUCCCCGCGGGAGGCGGCGGUCCAAGUCCACGGAAAGGAGCAAGCGGUCCAAGAGCCGCUCCACUGGCCGCAGAAAGAGAUCCGUGGACAGAAGCAGGCGGUCGAGGUCUCGUUCUACCGAUCGCAGACGCAGGUCUCGAUCAAGGGGUCGGGGAAGGCGCCCGGUGUUUCGCAGUCGUUCAUUCGACAGGCGAGACAGGUGGAAAAGGGAGCCCAGCCACUCUCCAGUUCUCAUCCUCCGCAAACAGCGCCGCUCGGGGUCCCGGCCGCGACGCAGUACCAGCAAGACUCCUCCGCGCCUCACCGAGCUCGAUAAAGACCAGUUGCUGGAGAUAGCCAAAGCUAAUGCUGCUGCAAUGUGUGCUAAGGCCGGGGUGCCUAUUCCUGAGAGUCUUCGUCCGAAAGCCAUCCUCCAGCUCCCUCUACCCACCCCGUCUCCCACGCCUCUCUCCUUACCGCUGCCGCUACCUCUCCCAAUGGGCAUGGGGAUGUCCAAUAUGGGUCAGAUGGGGAUGUCCAAUAUUCCAGGAAUGUCCGGCAUGUCAAACAUCACCAUGAGUGCCGCUAUGGCGAGCAUGACUGCAGCCACUAUGACUGCUGCCUUGACCAACAUGGGCGCCCUGGCGUCCAUGCCGCCCCUGGCCCCGCUUCCUACAAUCACUAACAAGCCCCCGCCGAGUCUCGCUCCCCCGACGCCGACCCUCAACCUGGACCACAUCGAGGAAGCCAAGAGGAAGGUCACUCAGCAAGCCAACAUACACACCAUUAAAGAGCUUACUGAGAAGUGUAAGAUGAUCGCAAAUAGCAAGGAGGAGAUGGCCAUCGCUAAACCACAUGUCUCAGAUGAUGAAAGCUAAUAUUGCCACGUUCUCAAGCCACCACCCUCAAAAGGACUGAUGGGUGAGCGUAACAAACGGAGGACCUGCCUUCACACAGUUCCCUUUUGGCAGCCAGAUGAGCUGACUGAACCCAAAUAAACUCCAUGAAGAAGAGCAUCCAAGUUUUCACAAGCAGGCAUUCAGGCACCAGCCGCUGCCCCUCCUAGCUCCCCACUUUUGUUUCUGAGCGAGAGAGACUGUGAUGCCACGCAGUGAACUGGGCACACUAACGUGUGCACAGUUGUAUGAUUGUUGGCGUGUGUGCGUGUGUGUGUAUAUAGUGACUUUCACCACCUCAAUGUUGCUGCACAUUUUAAGCGGUUACUGACAUAAAGAGGAAACAAACCAAACUAACUAGUGGCGCAAGUGUUUUUUUGUAAAACCUUAGUUUCUCAAAAUUAGUUUUGCUUUUAUGCUUUCUAAAAGAACUGUUAAGUGGAGACUUCUUCCUUGUUCUUCUGUAUUUCCCUUGAUUAUCUCUAGUCCCCGUCUUUUUAAAUAAAUAAUGCAGACAACGGUUUGUUAGAUGCUCACAUGUGAUUUUGUUUUCCAAAGCCUGGGUGUGCAGGGCAGGAGUGACCGCGCAUGAAUCCUGGAGCAGGAUGCCAGAUUGGGUUUAUGUUGAAGGAAUGGUAUUUUGGCUACGACAAAACGUAGCUAAUUCAGUUAGCACUUCCCUGGGUGUGAUUUUUGUUCACUCUGUUUUAAGUGACCCCAACCUAAUGUUUGGACUCUAUCCUAGUCUUUCAUUUGGGCUUUGAUGGGAUUUUUUUUUACCAACUUGUAAACCUUUUUGCUGUAGAUGUAAAUGGGCAUUUCAUCUGUUACUCUUUUGACACCAACCUAACAUGCAGUGUUGUGUGUGUGUUUAGGCAACUAUAACACACGAAAGGAUGCACAAGCUCCAUGCCAUUGAUAUCAGUUUGGAAUUGCCACGAUAGUAUUUUAAAACUAGAAGAAAGACAUUUGAAUGGGAGGCUUCUAUCCGAUUUCAUGCAGGUUUGAGUUUCGAGUUUUGAGCAAUCUUGGUUCAUUCGGAUUUUGGAGAUGGUGGGACCUUGCCAACAGAACAGAAUCUACCAUAAUACCCAUAAUUCCAGAUCCAGAUCACAACUAAGAUCUGAUAGAACCUUGAGCCACCAAGCUUUAUCUGAAUUUGAUAAAACGGAUGGGCGAAAAUGUAUCUUCCUUCCCACUGUAGAAUGUAAAUGUUAAUUAUUAUUCAUUUAAAAGAUCACUUCAAAUUUUCUGUGACAUUCAUACAUGAGGUUUUGUUUUUUUGUUUUCAAAAUCCGCUUUGGAUAUGCUUUUGCCUUUUUAUUGUUUUACACUAUUAAAACACAAUUUCUAUUGACUUUUAUAGAGACACACACAGGAGCAUAAUUCAUAAUGCUGUGCUGGAGGUGACAAAUGACUACUGGUUAGAGUUGAAUGAACAAAGUUCGCUCUGUACUGUUCUGUGUAUUGGACAAUCAGGUUCCUGGUCUCAAGAUGCUUUUCUUGAAUAAAGAACUAAAACCACAUCACAUGUCUAAUUGGAAAGAAUUAAGAGCUUGUAAAAGCAAAAAAAAAUCCCAUUUCAUUUAUUCCAAUUCUGCGUUUAAUAUCGGCUUCACUUGUAAAUGUUUCUCCGGCCUCUUGCAGGUCUUCUGUCUGAGCUGCAUCUGGUUAAACGGGGUCUACGAUUCAUUCGAUGCUUUGUUCUCAUUGGGUAACUGAAGAACAAAAGUGUACUUGGAGCUUUUGGGCUGACUGGCAGGGGUGAGGUUUUUAUGGAAUCGCUCACUCAUAAUGCGUUUAUUUUCAUUGGAGGGAACAUUAUUCUGGAUCUGUUUGUCGACGUCCCGCACCCAGGGCUGUUUAACUGUAACUAUACUGACUGUACCAAAAGUGUAGUUGAACUGUUGAAUUGAUUCCAUGGGGUUAUCUGUAGCUAUUUUAAUGACCGGAAAAGAAAGAAAAAAAAAAUAGAAAUGCAUUUUGGAUCAUUUGAAUAUGACAUUGCCUGCUUUGUACAUAAAUGUGUUGAUGAUUAUUAAAAACCUCAAUGAUCUGUA